This is a messenger RNA of Halichondria panicea, 783 nucleotides long. Its product is annotated as NEDD8-conjugating enzyme Ubc12-like. NCBI's taxonomy places the organism in Eukaryota, Metazoa, Porifera, Demospongiae, Suberitida, Halichondriidae. Bases 128 to 667 code for a protein of 179 amino acids. The record is from RefSeq and is a predicted model, not a curated record. The transcript has 8 exons.
AAUUAUUCAAUAUUUCUAAAAUAUGAGGCAGUUUACUUUAUUAGAGAGAAUGCCCAAACACCCCAGUGGUCAGAAAAGCUGAAGCCCCCUGCUGCCCUGUCUAGGAAAGAGGAAAGUCGAGUCGGUCAUGAUCAAACUGUUCUCACUGAAGCAGCAAGCAAAGGCUGGAACUAACCCACAAAGUACAAAAAAGACCAGUGCGGCAUACUUAAGAGUACAGAAAGAUAUUGCAGAGCUUAAUCUACCCAAGACUUGUCAGUUGGAAUUUACAGAUCCUGAUGACCUGUUAAACUUUAGGCUCAUAAUCUGUCCUGACGAGGGAUUUUAUCGGAAUGGAAAGUUUGCGUUCAGUUUUAAAGUAGGUCCAGGAUAUCCUCAUGAUGCUCCUAAAGUGAAAUGUGAGACCCAGGUGUACCAUCCAAACAUUGACUUGGAGGGCAACGUCUGUCUCAAUAUCCUAAGAGAAGACUGGAAACCCGUACUGACGAUCAACUCCAUCAUAUAUGGCCUGCAGUUUCUGUUCUUGGAACCCAACCCUGAUGACCCGUUAAACAAAGACGCAGCCGAGGUGCUUCGACAGAACAGACGCUUGUUUGAACAGAAUGUAGCCAAAUCCAUGAGAGGCGGCUACGUAGGCUCCACAUACUUUGAACGAUGUUUAAAGUGAUCUCGUAGACACCAUGUACUCUCGUUAUAUUCACAUGAUUUCUGUGUUAUACUAUUAUGAAUGUUUCAUGUAUGUAUUCUAAUUAUCAAUCAGCUCUAGAGACUUUAUUUAAUUUG